GAGACACGUGUUAUGUAGUAAUGACGUUGUUUCACGUGAUCGCCAGUUGUUUCCGGCUCGCUGGACUUCCGUGUUUACACUGCGCGCGGAGACUGAAGCUCAUGGCGUUCAUUCGGAGGAAGCAGCGCGUUAAAGAAAGAUUUUCCCUGCUGUUGCUGGAUCUGGAAGAACAUUAUUUUGAACAACACACGGCAUAUAAUCUGAGCGGCAGACGUACAGAAGUGAACAGACGCAAGAGUGGCUCUUUAAAGAUCUGCUCCAAAUCAGUCAUAUAUGAACCAGAGGAUGUGCUUGAGCCUAUUUUAAAGAUUCCUCUUAAAGACUGCAGAGGAAUUGAGGCAGUGGAAGAAACGGAGCUCAAUCCAUUUAUAAAAAGUAAACCUCCACGUAUUCUUAUAGAAACCCGGCAGAUUUACCUCAUUAAAGAAGGAAAUGUGGUUGCUCCAUAUAAAUACGACAGGGGAGAUAAAAAGAUUAUAUUCCAGCUGGAAGAGUCCAGUAAAACUGAAGAUGUUGUUCAAAUUUUACUACAGUUAUACAGAGCAUCUUGUCUGGAUAAAUUGGGUGACCAGACAGCUAUGAUUGCAGCUAUCCUGCAGUCCAGGUUGGCAAGAACAUGUUUUGAUAAAAACAGUUUUCAGUGCGUAACCGAGCGUCCACACAUGGAGUGUGUAGCAGAGAUGGUUUCACCUCUGGUGACGAACGCCGGUCACGUCUGCAUCACGGAUCACAAUCUUUACUUCCAGCCCAUGAAUGAAUAUCCCGAUUCGGUGGUGCUGAUCGGGUUGCAUAGCGUAAGGCGGAUCUACAAACGGAGACAUGGGCUAAAGCCUUUGGGUCUUGAAGUCUUCUGCACAGAGAAUGAUCUGCGAUCUGACAUCUACCUGAGGUUUUACAACACUAAAGAGAGGGAUGAGCUUUACUACUAUAUCGCUACUUUCCUCGAGAAUCACAUGACCGAGCAAACGGCCGAGAGCUACAUGCUGCAAUGGCAGAGAGGUCUGAUCACCAACUAUCAGUACCUGCUUCAUCUCAACAAUUUAGCCGACCGCAGUGUCAAUGAUCUUUCCCAGUAUCCUGUGUUCCCUUGGGUCCUGAGCGACUACACCAGCGAACAACUCGAUUUGCUGAGCCCUGCUUCAUUUCGAGAUCUCAGUAAACCGAUCGGAGCUCUGAACACAGAGAGACUGGAGAGAUUGCUGGAACGCUACAGAGACAUGCCUGAACCACGAUUUAUGUACGGCAGUCAUUACUCCUCACCUGGAUAUGUGCUCUUCUACCUGGUCAGAGUCGCUCCUGAAUACAUGCUGUGCCUGCAAAACGGACGCUUUGAUCAUGCAGACCGAAUGUUUAACAGUGUUGGAGAAACAUGGAAGAACUGUUUAGAGGGAGGCACAGAUUUUAAAGAGCUCAUACCUGAGUUUUACGGGAGUGACGGCAGUUUUCUGAAGAAUCUGCUGGGGUUGAAUCUCGGCAGACGGCAGGGAGGAGGAAGAGUCGGAGAUGUUGAACUUCCACCAUGGGCGACAGAUGCAGAUGACUUCCUUCAGAAACUGAAUUUAGCGUUGGAGAGUCAGUAUGUGUCUGAACAUCUGCACGAGUGGAUCGAUCUCAUUUUUGGCUACAAACAGAGGGGAAGUGAAGCUGUGGCAGCUCACAAUGUCUUCCAUCCAUUAACAUAUGAGGGAGGAGUUGACUGUGAUAGCAUCGAGGACCCAGAUCAGAAAAUCGCCAUGUUAACUCAGAUUUUGGAGUUUGGACAAACGCCCCGACAGCUCUUCACCAUUCCUCAUCCUCAGCGCAUAACUUCACGAUUUCACAAUCUGUCAGCGACGCCGAGCCUCAGCAGCAGCGAGUUCUCACCAGUGUCACCCAGUAUGGAGUCAUUUGAAGAUCUGACAGAGGAAAGUAAGAAAAUGGCCUGGAGUAACAUGAACAAACUCACACUGCAGUCCUGUCACAAACUACAUAAAGAGGCAGUAACCGGCAUUGCUGUGCCUCUCACGGGUGACUGGAUCUUCUCAACAUCUCUAGACUCUACAUUGAAGAUGUCCUCUAAAGAUGGCGUCCUGCAAAGAAGUGUGUCCUUUUCCAACAUGGCUUUGUCCUCCUGCCUGAUAUUGCCUGAUGAACAGAUUGUUGUGUGCUCUUCCUGGGACAAUAACGUGUAUUUUUACUCCAUAGCGUUUGGAAGAAGACAAGAUACUUUAAUGGGCCACGAUGAUGCAGUCAGUCACAUUUGCUGGAGAGAUGACAAACUUUACACCGCAUCCUGGGAUUCCACUGUGAAGAUGUGGAAGUGUGUAGCAGCUGAUAUCUCCAGUAAUAAGAAGACUCGGUUUGAUCUGUUGGCUGAAUACGAGCAUGAAGCUGGGGUUAAUACUUUAGAUCUCAGUCCGACUGGCACACUUUUGGCAACGGGCACCAGGGAAGGAACCCUCACCGUGUGGGAUCUCAGCCAUCCUCUGCCGCUUCAUCAGCUGUCGUGCCAUUCUGGAAAGAUCCAUCAGGUGGCCUUCAGUCCCGACAGUAGACAUAUUCUGAGUGUUGGCGCGGACUCGUGUUUGGCGGUCACAGAUGUACAGACAGGAACGCUCAUCUCUACUGUACGUGCAGAAGAAGAACAGAGGUGUUUCCUAUGGGACGGCAGCACUGUGUUAACCGGAGGACUGUCAGGAAAUCUCAGCGUUUGGAAUCUUCUCAGUAAUAAAGUCAUCCAGAAGAUCCCGGCUCACUCAGGUGCAGUUACCUGUAUGUGGAUAAAUGAACAGGGCAGUAACAUCAUCACGGGUGGAGAAGACAAACAAAUUCGGCUGUGGAAACCCCAGUAUUAACAAACACACACACACACAUAUCCAUCAUGCUCUAUACAAACUAUAGUCCAAUUUUACCUGGUUAUUUCAUGGGACAUUUUAAACUGGAGAAAUUCUCUGUUAUGUCCUUACUAUAUUUGGUCCAUUUUUAUGACAAAGUUAUCAGUUUUAAAUGACAUUAAGCUUGUAAACGGUGAUAAGGAGAGAUGGCAUACGCAUUGCAUGAUACUGUUUUUAGUAGUAUUUUAAGAUAUCUUUCCAAUCAUUUGUUUGGCUCAAUAUAAAAUGCAUGUGGUAAAUCUGUCGAAAUAAUAUUGAUCUGACAAUCAACAAUUCAUAUUAUUCAGUAUAAUCACUAAAUCAUAUAAGCUGUCAUAAAUAAUCGUACAUUAUUAUACGGGUUUACAAAGAAGGUAACACAUUACUGAGAGGUGACUAAAGAACUGAAGAAUCAGUUUACUUGUUAUAUUAUAACUUACCACUAAUGCUUGCAGGUCAACAUUACAGUAAAACUGAAGUGUAAACAUGAAUGCAUAUGGCAUUCAGUAUCUUUAUGUUUGAAAUGUAUGCCCUUCAGUUUAAGACUGUACGAUAACUUGAGUCAAAGGCUUGUUUGCAUAACGCAUUACGCGUAUAUUUACUAGUUAGUUAAGAUUUAAUUUACUAUUAUUUUUUGUUUGCCAAUUGCUGCAGAUUUGAUAGGAGUUUUAAAUGUGCCUUUGUUUUUAAUCAUUUGAGAGUUAUGCCUUUUAAUGCCUGCUUUACAAAUAACUUACACAUACAAGUUAUGUAUGAGAGCAUAAUUAAAUUAUUCUGUAACAUAAGAUGUUACAAUAUUCGCUUAACAUGUUAUAGACACAUUUCUGUAUAUAUGAAUAAUUUUAUAUUCAUACGCUAUUUAUAACCGAAUGCCUUGAGAAAUAACUCUUCAGUGAAGAGGAUUUUCUGUGUUAUGUGUGUUAGUCAUUAAAAAUGUUGAAGUCAGUUUCACAAGAUUAUGCAUUAUUCUGUCAGUAUACGUACAGCAUAAUAACUUAAAUACGUUUUAAAAUGUUAGUGGCCAGAUUGCAAUAUGUUUGGGUGUUUAUAACCUAAUGGAAACAUUUUCCGUUUUGAUGUUUAAGUUGUUGUUUACUUUGAUCUGUUUUUGUUUUUAAACCUAAUGGAAAAAAUGCUGGAAUCCAAAAGUUUGCAAACGCAUUAUUGUUAUACGUGUAAGUUAUACUGACCGAUUAUUUCUUUAAUGUUUGUGUUUCUUUUUUCUGUAUUAAACAAUAUGUUCAUAAAGGACUUUCAUGUCUGUAUUUA
Misgurnus anguillicaudatus (oriental weatherfish) is the source of this 4121-nucleotide messenger RNA. RefSeq names its product neutral sphingomyelinase (N-SMase) activation associated factor (gene nsmaf). Gene Ontology annotation, molecular function: protein binding. NCBI's taxonomy places the organism in Eukaryota, Metazoa, Chordata, Actinopteri, Cypriniformes, Cobitidae. The record is from RefSeq and is a predicted model, not a curated record.